Molecule: messenger RNA, 1640 nt
Organism: Stereum hirsutum FP-91666 SS1
Lineage: Eukaryota; Fungi; Basidiomycota; Agaricomycetes; Russulales; Stereaceae
Product: Aldo/keto reductase
Exons: 13
Coding region: 379-1440 (353 amino acids)
Source: RefSeq, a predicted model, not a curated record
GUAACACAGGUCUAGCCGUUGGAUAGUUGCCGUCUCUUAACGACUGCGUUGAAGACCCUUCCCGUGAGUGAGGCAGAUAUUAUGAUGGGUUACUAGAGCCAAACGAUGUGAAAGGGGUAGCAUCAUAUAGUGGAACAGUGGACCUUCAACCGUGAAGAAGAUUCCUAUGGGAGUACUGUCUACAAUGCCGAGUUCGAUACAAGUAGACGCGUCAUGCCCCCAACUUGCACCCACGCGCGGUCCGUCAUCCACAUCGAUAUCCCUAGCCAGCCCUAGCCACAGCUCGGAACCCCGCGUCUGCAACAUAUAAAAAGCGACUCGACCCAAGCUUCCCUCGCCUUCUUCACACUGUAGUCUACUUUGUCGAUACCUGCCACAAUGUCCAAGCUUCAAGUCAACCGUCGCGUUCCAUAUGUCCGUCUGGGUAAUUCUGGCCUCAAAGUCUCGAAAAUCAUCUUGGGAUGCAUGAGCUACGGAACCCCUGAGUGGCAGAAAUGGGUUUUGGACGAGAAGGAGUCUAUUGAACACAUCAAGUUCGCCUACGAAAAUGGCAUCCAGACAUUCGACACCGCCAACGCCUACUCAAACGGUGAAAGCGAAGUUAUCUUAGGCAAGGCGAUCAAGCAGCUUGAGCUUCCGAGAGAGGAAAUUGUGGUCAUGACAAAGGUCUAUUUCACUGUAACCCGCACGCAAGGAGAAGGCUUUAUCUACACUGUUCCCGAAGCCGAAACGAAGGGCUAUGUAAACCAAGCCGGCCUCAGUAGGAAGCAUAUCUUUGAUAGCGUCAAGGCUAGUUUGAAGAGACUCGAUCUCGACUAUAUCGACGUCCUCCAGUGUCAUCGCUUCGAUUACUGGACCCCAAUCGAGGAAACUAUGCAAGCUUUGCACGAUGUUGUCAAAGCGGGCUACGUCCGCUACAUCGGAAUGAGCUCUUGCUAUGCGUAUCAGUUCAACGCGAUGCAGAACUAUGCGAUCACCCACAACUUGACGCCCUUUAUCUCGAUGCAGAACCAUUACAACAUUCUUUACCGUGAGGAGGAACGGGAGAUGAUGCCUUCGUUAAAGCAUUUCGGCGUCGGCUCCAUUCCAUGGAGCCCCCUCGCUCGCGGGGCUGUCACUCGACCUCGUAAGGGCACCGAGAAGACCGUCCGUGCGGAUAACGACAGGAUGAACCCUGAAGGAUACAUCGCAGAUGGUCCAGGCAGUGAGGCUAUUGUCGACCGCAUCGAAGAGCUUGCAAAGAAGCACGGUGCCAGCAUGGCCCAGAUCUCUUUAGCUUGGGUGAUGGCAAAGGACGGGGUGACGGCACCUAUUAUUGGUACUACCUCCCUCGAAAAGCUGAAGGACAACAUUGGUGCUUUCGAUGUGAAGCUCAGCCCAGAGGAUAUCAAAUACUUAGAUGAACCCUACGCUCCUGUCGCCGUCAAGGGUCACAUGUGAAGAAUUUGUUGCCGAAAUCCAAAUGUUCUGGGAUAUGGACGGAACGAUUGUGUGGGUGUAUUUUUUUCGAGCUGUACGAUGAAGAUGUGCUUGUGAGCCCAAAACUGUGUUCUUAUCAUGUAAAAAAGCUAUCUGAAGUUGGUGAUUCGUCACUUGUACAUGUAUAUGGUGUCUCAUCAACCAAGUUCGCCCAGUGUUCC